Molecule: messenger RNA, 345 nt
Organism: Eremothecium sinecaudum
Lineage: Eukaryota; Fungi; Ascomycota; Saccharomycetes; Saccharomycetales; Saccharomycetaceae
Gene: VMA10
Product: H(+)-transporting V1 sector ATPase subunit G
Exons: 2
Coding region: 1-345 (114 amino acids)
Biological process (GO): proton transmembrane transport
Cellular component (GO): vacuolar proton-transporting V-type ATPase complex
Molecular function (GO): proton-transporting ATPase activity, rotational mechanism
Source: RefSeq, a predicted model, not a curated record
AUGUCCCAAUCAAACGGUAUCGCUACCCUAUUAAAAGCAGAGAAGGAAGCCCACGAAAUAGUUGCCAAGGCCAGACAAUACAGACAGGAGAAGCUAAAACAAGCAAAGCUAGAUGCGUUGGAAGAGAUAAAUGCUUACAAGUUACAGAAAGAGAAGGAAUUGAAAGAUUUCGAGGCCGCAAACGCUGGGGGUGUUGAUGAUUUGGAGCGUACAGCAGAAAAACAAGUCCAGUCAGAACUCCAGGAAGAUAGAAAGGUAGCCAGGCAAAAGAAAGAUGCUGUUAUAAAUCUACUUAUUGAAGCUGUGACUACCCCACAAUUAGAAUUACACAUAAAUGCAAAUUAA